AUGGCCUCUAGGACUGGCAAACGUCUUACUGGAAACAGCAGGGGUCAGAGCUUUGCUGAUAGAAUGAAUUCAAUGAAACACAGUAUUGCUGGGUCAUUAAUAGCGAAGACUAUCUGCAAGGCCACCACUGAAGAAAUGAUCUCUCCGAAGAGAAAACAUCUGAACAUUCUGGUCAGCUGCACAUACGAGCCUCGUCUUUCAAUGCCAGAAUUCUCAAACUACAUAAUUGGUCGCUCGCAUAACAGCAGUUGGGUUGUAUCUUUUAAAGCUCUUAUUACGAUUCACCAUUUGAUGAACGCUGGGAGCGAGCGCUUUUCCCAAUAUUUGGCGUCAAAUAAUUGCCAGCUUUCAUCGCCUCGUUCUUUUGAGCGGAGCUCCUCGCAGGCUGCCACAAUGUUCUUGUUUAUUCGUCACUACGCCCGUUAUCUCGAUGCACGUUCAGCUAGUUACCGUGAGGUUGCCUUCGAUUUCUGCAAAAUUAGGCGAAAAAGUGAACGACUCACUUAA
Messenger RNA from Echinococcus granulosus, 507 nucleotides. Its product is annotated as Phosphatidylinositol-binding clathrin assembly protein LAP. Lineage: Eukaryota; Metazoa; Platyhelminthes; Cestoda; Cyclophyllidea; Taeniidae. Gene Ontology annotation, biological process: synaptic vesicle budding from presynaptic endocytic zone membrane; clathrin-dependent endocytosis; clathrin coat assembly. Gene Ontology annotation, molecular function: phosphatidylinositol-4,5-bisphosphate binding; 1-phosphatidylinositol binding; clathrin heavy chain binding. Bases 1 to 507 code for a protein of 168 amino acids. Gene Ontology annotation, cellular component: synaptic vesicle; extrinsic component of presynaptic endocytic zone membrane; clathrin-coated vesicle. The transcript has 5 exons. The record is from RefSeq and is a predicted model, not a curated record.